UAAAAAAAAUAAUAAAAAAAAAGGUCGGUGAGGAUGAUUUGGAGCACACCGCCUCACUCGUGUGAAGAGUCAGUAACGGGGGAAGCUCUGAUUUAAGCUUUAACAGCCUGUUCACGACCAGCAUUCUGCGCAGAUCACAAUGGGAGACCAUCGCUAUCCUCUGCACGUGGGAAUACUCGGCAUAAUGUGCAAAGGCAACAGCAAAUUGUUCAUGACAUCUGUGCUGUGGUCCGAUCAGACCGAUGUGAUUGUCUACAGGUCCCUCCGAGACUUCAAGCAGCUUCACAGGCAACUAAAGAAGAAAUUUCCAGUGGAAAACCCAUUUCGCCAACAGGACAGAGUGCUGCCCAGAUUCAGAGGUUUAAUGAGGACGCUGAGCAUCCAGAGGAAGACUCUGGCUCGGUGGGCGCAUCGAGUAAAGGCUCUGGAGCACUACUGCACUGAGCUGCUGCGCUGUAAGCCGUGCGUCUCUCAGUCCUCUGACCUCAUUCAUUUCUUUAUUCCCAGGGAAGAAGAGCUGCAUCCUGAGUUUGCACAUAACAGCAUAAUGAUUUUUCAACCAGAAGAUGCCCCUAAUGAUCAGCCAAGAGUCGACUUGAGCAGUAAGUGCCUCAGCAGUGGGAAUGUGUCCCAGCCAUGUGUCGCCAAACUGUACCGGUGUUUAGCUCCGUAUGAGACCAAGGACACCAAGAACAGACCAUUUAGUGUGACUGUGAAUGAAGUUCUGGAAGUACUCAUUAAAGAUCAAGCUGGUAUGCCUUGCACUGUUUCUAUGCAAUGUGGGAGAGGGAUGAUUAUGUUGUUGUACUCGCGCUUAUAUUUCCAUCUGAAAUCAUCAGGAUGGUGGCUGGUAGAGAAUGAAGCGAAGUGUUUAGCCUGGUUCCCUGCUCCCUACUUGGAGUUGUGUGAGGAUGAAGAAGAGAGAGAAGAUGAGCUUGACAGUACAGAUGGUCAAAUGGCUCUAUAUUGCGCUAUAAAGAACUUCACCUCUACCAUGACGGAUGAGCUAUCGGUGAACAUCGGAGCCGUGGUAGAGGUUAUUCAGAAGUCUGACGAUGGCUGGUGGCUUGCUAGAUAUAAUGGAAAGGCAGGAUAUGUGCCCUCUAUAUACCUGCAGCCAUACUCCAACCCUAUGUUUAGCAUGCAGAAAAAGUUGCACAGCUCCAACCUAAAUCUGUCCACUCUAUCAAGUGCGCUGUCUCACCCCAUCCACAAGCCUCGUUUCCACAAGUCCCACUCUAUGGAGGUGGUCUCUGAGCCUCCGUGCCACAGUGCUCCAGUCCAACACAAUGAAUCCAGCAGCCGCGAGAGCAGCUUCAGUGAUGACACUGACUUCUGCUCCAGCUCCUCUGUUUCUCCCGGCUCUGAGCGUGAAGAGAACCCGAGACAGUCAGAGAAAGAUGCAGAAUCAGCCAGUCCUGACAGUGUUGUGUGUAUGGAGCUUCAAAGCUCUACAAAUUCAGAAACCAGCAGCCCUUCCAAACUGCACCCACAGGUGCCCCCUCGUCCACAAACCCAAGAGAUCCUCACCCGCUGUACCACCUUCACCCGCAAAGCAGCCCUGGAAUGCCAAGCUCGCCUGUUUGAUAGAACUGCGAUUCAGGCCCUGUAAAAGAAGAACAAAAGUUAUCUAAAGAGAUGUUUUGUAAUCCUCUCGUGAUGACGCAUGAUACUAUUAUUUCUGUCUGGUACAGUGACUAUGCUUGAAUACUUUCAUGUCUGAACCAGUUUUUAAAACAAUGACUCUGAUUGCUCAUCCAAUUAUUGUGUGCAUAUAUUGUCCUUCCUCUACCUGAUUGUAUGCUAUUCAUCAGCAUUCAUCAUGCUGUAUAAAGGUGAAUAUAAAGGUGAAGUGGUUAGCUGCGUAAAUGCUAACAUAGUCAGAGAAUAUUAGUACAACAUUCAGUUACUUCCACUGGUAAGACUGGUUCUAUUCGUUUGCCUUUCCUUUUCACAGUCACUUGUCAUGUUAUAUAAUAGGCCUGUCACAGUGUCUGAGAGAAAGCAGGCUGGUAACUUUUAUAUAAAAUACUUUUUUAUAAUAUUGUUUUCCCAUAUGCUGUACUAUGUCUUUGAACAUUGUCUGUAUUCCACAUGUUAAAUCACAGUACAUAAAUAAAAUUACGCUCCAAAUAAAAUUAUGAAGUGUGCUGUAGUGACAUCCUUCACCCAAUAACUCAGGUUUGUUGAUGGUCAAGUGGCAGGGUACUGAUGUUCCAGAGUAGCCUUAUAUACCUGUGUUAUACCGUGUUUACUGUAAUUGUUUACAAUCCCACUAUUCAGUAUCACCCAGAAUAGAAUGGACUUUCCCUUUGAGUGUGGUUCCUCUCAAAGUUUCUUUCUCAUGUUUUUUCCUUGCCACCUUCAACUCUGGCUUGGCCAUUAGGAAUCUAAAUCCAUAUCUGAAAGGUUCCUUCCACUGAAAGUUUUAUACACCUGAAUUAAAUAGCAUUAACAUCUUAAAGCUUGUAAUAGUUUCUCAGUGUUUCUGUAUAACCAAAGUUAGCAUAUGAAGGAAUCAGUAAAUAAAUCUUUCUGCAUGAAUACAUGACUGCAUCAUCAACGUACCUUUUACAAGAAAUGGUAUGAAAAAGCUAUGGUUUCCUGAAAUACUAGAUUAUCUUUUUGUAAAAUCAAAUAUCUUUGCAAGGAAAUUGUUCUGA
Messenger RNA from Pangasianodon hypophthalmus (striped catfish), 2663 nucleotides. It is a transcript of the gene noxo1b, whose product is annotated as NADPH oxidase organizer 1b. Gene Ontology annotation, biological process: superoxide anion generation. Bases 140 to 1612 code for a protein of 490 amino acids. The transcript is spliced from 7 exons. Gene Ontology annotation, molecular function: phosphatidylinositol binding; superoxide-generating NADPH oxidase activator activity; protein binding. Lineage: Eukaryota; Metazoa; Chordata; Actinopteri; Siluriformes; Pangasiidae. The record is from RefSeq and is a predicted model, not a curated record.